Messenger RNA from Nycticebus coucang (slow loris), 4757 nucleotides. It is a transcript of the gene PDE6C, whose product is annotated as phosphodiesterase 6C. The coding region runs from base 1170 to 3755 and encodes 861 amino acids. The record is from RefSeq and is a predicted model, not a curated record. Gene Ontology annotation, molecular function: protein binding; 3',5'-cyclic-nucleotide phosphodiesterase activity. The transcript has 23 exons. Gene Ontology annotation, biological process: signal transduction; visual perception. Lineage: Eukaryota; Metazoa; Chordata; Mammalia; Primates; Lorisidae.
ACAACGCCCGGCUACCAAAGUUGCUUUGAAGGGUGCUGGUAUGGGUGCAGAGCUACCUGAGGGGAGUACUUUGAAGAUGACCGUAGUAAUAGUCACCAAUGAGGUAUGUAACAUUUUUUUCUAGGAUGAGCUCAUGAACUUCAUUGUACAACUUUGUAUUCCUCAGCACUACCAGACUGUUUGUAAAGAAGCUUCAUCAUGAUACUUCCCACCCCCCAAAUUUUCCAGGAUUCAAAAUUUUCUGUUUAGCCUUCAAGGCCCUUGUAAUUAGUGCCCAACCUGCCUUUCUAGAUUCAUCUCUUGCUGUUCUCCCUACGCUACCCUACAGCCCAUGCUAUUGUUUCUGCUGCUACCGCCACCUGGAAUACUCUGGAGUUCCACCUAUCUCCACCCACACUAGACACGAUCCCUUCUGUAAACACUCCCGGCCGUGUGUCUGUAGCUCCUGUGUGGCAUUGACCGUGCUCUGUUCUAUGUCUCUUGCUUUUUGUGUACUCGUCUUAUCUCCCUUCCUACACCACAAGUGCUUAUAAGGCUGGGCCUGUCCCCUGGGUCCCCCACGGCAGCAGUGCAACUGCCAGAAUUGACUUGGUUGUCUUGUAGUAACAAUAAUCCUCAUGUCUCAGAGCCUCAAGACAGGACAGAUUUAUUUCUCUUCUCGCCACAUGUCUACCUCAGGUCAACAGGGGCCUGUGUUGCAUGGCAACCUGACGCCAGGGUUCCAGGUGACAAUGAUGGGACAGGAGGGGAGCAGAGAGCUGGAGGGUCUCACACUAGCAAUUAAUUGUUCCUAUCUGAAAGUGACAUUACUGCCUACAAGCCACUGGCCAAAAUAGGUCAUAGGGCUCUACUGGAAGGGAAGGGCAGAGAACAGCGAUCCUUCCAUACAACUGGGAGAAGGGGAGAUCAUAUAAGGGAAGCAUGCAGUCCCUGCCAUGGCAGAGAAGUGUGACCACCCAGUACUUUGGGGAGAAGCAGGAACUGCAUCAGAGUCAUGCACAUUAGCCAGGUAAAAAAGAGUGUCCAAAACUGUUAGAGGAGGAAGACAGUCCAACAGCAGGGGCAACCAGGUUGACUCAUCACUCUCCUGAGAAAUACACUUCUGCUUUCUCCUGAUUGUAAUGAGAUGCUAACAGGAUGUUAUAAGCAUCAGCAAAGCAAGCCGGGCCAUGGGUGAGGUCAGCCAAGCUGCCGUGGAGAAAUAUCUGGAGGAGAACCCUUGGUUUGCCAAAGAGUACUUCGACAGGAAGCUGCAGAUAGAGGUGCUGGGAGAAAUCUUCAAGAAGAGCCGGGUGUCGGUCCAGGCCAGCAUGUCUUUCCCUGAGCUGACACAGGUGGAGGAAUCGGCCCUGUGCUUGGAGCUGCUGCAGAUGGUCCAGGAGGAGGCGGCUGGCCCAGAGCUGGCAGCUCACAGGGUCCUGCAGAGGUUGGCCCAGCUGCUGCAGGCUGACCGCUGCAGCCUGUUCCUGUGCCGGGCCCGCAAUGGCACACCCGAGGUUGCUUCCAGGCUGCUGAAUGUCACUCCCACCUCCAAGUUUGAGGACAACCUGGUAGCCCCUGACAGAGAAGUUGUGUUUCCACUGGACAUUGGGAUAGUGGGUUGGGUUGCCCACACGAAGAAACUCCUUAAUGUCCUAGAUGUUAAAAAGAACAGCCACUUUUCCGACUUCAUGGAUAAGCACACCGGGUACGUCACUAAGAAUCUGCUUGCAGCUCCCGUCACGAUGGGCAAGGAGGUUCUUGCUGUGGUUAUGGCAGUUAACAAAGUAAAUGCACCUGAAUUUUCCAAACAGGAUGAAGAGGUCUUUCUCAAAUACCUCAACUUUGUUGCUAUCAUCCUAAAGCUUCAUCACACCAACUACCUGUACAGUGUUGAAUCUCGUAGAAGCCAGAUCCUCAUGUGGUCAGCCAAUAAAGUUUUUGAAGAACUCACGGACGUUGAGAGACAAUUUCACAAAGCACUCUACACAGUCAGGACAUAUCUGAACUGUGAACGAUACUCCGUUGGACUGCUAGACAUGACCAAGGAGAAGGAAUUCUAUGAUGAAUGGCCAAUCAAACUUGGAGAAGUUGAGCCUUAUAAAGGUCCAAAGACACCAGACGGCAGGGAAAUCAUCUUUUAUAAAAUCAUUGACUACAUUUUACAUGGAAAAGAAGAGAUCAAAGUGAUUCCGACACCUCCUGCAGACCACUGGACCCUUGUCAGUGGGUUGCCAACGUAUGUUGCUGAAAAUGGAUUUAUAUGUAACAUGCUGAAUGCCCCUGCAGACGAGUACUUCACAUUUCAGAAAGGACCUGUAGAUGAAACUGGUUGGGUCAUUAAAAAUGUUUUGUCCCUGCCUAUUGUCAACAAGAAAGAAGACAUUGUGGGAGUUGCUACGUUUUACAACAGGAAGGAUGGAAAGCCUUUUGAUGAGCAUGAUGAACACAUUACUGAGACUCUUACACAAUUUCUUGGAUGGUCUCUUUUAAAUACUGACACCUACGAGAAAAUGAAUAAGCUAGAGAACAGAAAGGACAUUGCUCAGGAAAUGCUCAUGAACCACACCAAAGCCACUCCUGAUGAAAUUAAGUCUAUUUUGAAAUUUAAAGAGAAGCUAAAUACAGAUAUAAUUGAAGACUGUGAAGAAAAACAACUUGUCAAGAUUUUGGAGGAGGACUUGCCGGACCCCAGGGCAGUACAGCUGUAUGAGUUCUGCUUCAGCGACUUCCCCCUUACGGAGCGGGGAUUGAUUCAAUGUGGACUCCGCCUGUUUUUUGAAAUAAAUGCAGUGGAAAAAUUCAAAGUACCCGUGGAGGUUCUCACCAGGUGGAUGUACACAGUGAGGAAAGGGUACCGCUCCGUCACAUACCACAACUGGCGCCAUGGGUUCAACGUGGGGCAGACCAUGUUUACUUUGCUGACGACAGGAAGACUAAAGAAAUACUACACGGAUCUUGAAGCCUUUGCCAUGCUCGCUGCUGCCUUCUGUCACGACAUCGACCACAGAGGCACCAACAAUUUAUACCAGAUGAAAUCCACGUCUCCAUUAGCCAGGCUUCACGGGUCUUCUAUUUUGGAGAGGCACCACCUGGAGUACAGCAAGACUCUCCUGCAGGAUGAGAGUUUAAACAUCUUUCAGAACCUAAAUAAGCGGCAGUUUGAAACAGUUAUUCAUUUGUUUGAGGUUGCAAUAAUAGCAACUGACCUGGCUUUAUAUUUCAAGAAGAGAACGAUGUUUCAAAAAAUUGUUGAUGCCUGUGAACAAAUGGAAACUGAAGAGCAGGCCAUCAAAUAUGUAACCAUCGAUCCAAUCAAAAAAGAGAUCAUCAUGGCAAUGAUGAUGACUGCAUGCGACUUGUCCGCUAUCACCAAGCCCUGGGAAGUACAAAGUCAGGUAGCACUUCUGGUUGCAAAUGAAUUUUGGGAACAAGGAGAUCUGGAGAGAACCGUGCUGCAGCAACAACCUAUUCCUAUGAUGGACAGAAACAAAAAAGAUGAACUUCCUAAACUUCAAGUUGGAUUUAUUGACUUCGUUUGCACUUUUGUAUAUAAGGAGUUCUCACGGUUUCACAAAGAAAUCACACCUAUGAUGAAUGGUCUCCAGAAUAACAGAAUGGAAUGGAAAUCUCUUGCUGAUGAGCAUGAUGCAAAGAUCAAGGCACUGGAGGAGGAGGUAAAAAAGCAGGAAGAAGGAAACAUGAUUGAAAAAGGUGCUGAAGAUUCAGGAGGUGGUGGUGAUGACAAAAAGUCCAAAACAUGUUUAAUGUUGUAAUGCAAUCUAACUGGUCUAAAUUUCAAAUAUCAUUUUACUUUUGAAGACAAAACAGAAAACAUUCAAAAGAACUUCAGCAGAUUUCUUUGAGCAAGCCAUCGAGUACAGUAAGAGGAUCUUCAGAAAAACCACCCUGUGACUAUCAAGAAAAUAUAUAUUGCUAGCCUGAAAACCAUGAGGGCAAAAUAAAGUUCAACUAAAGUGCAAAAUAUGACAAAAAUAGGUACAUUUGGGUGCCAAUUUAAAGAAUGUGCAAUCCUGAAACUAGUCACAAACUCUUUUUUAGAAGUUAUUAAUUGCUUGUAUUUGUUAAGGCUGCCAAAACAAAGCACCACAGAUUGGGUGGCUUAACUAACAUAAAUUUCUAACGCUUUUGGAGCCUAGAAGUUCGAGGUGAGGAGUUGGCAUUGUUGGUCUCUUGAGAGGCCUCUCUACUUAGUGUGCAGACAGGCAUGUUCUCCCUGGGUCCUCCCUCUGUGUGGAUCUGUGUUGUAAUCUUCUAAGGACACCAGUAUUGUAUUAGGGCUUGCCCAUGUGGUCUCAUUUUAAUCUUAAUCAUGUCUCCAUGGCUUUAUCUCCAAAUACUGCCAUAUUUGGGGAUUAGGACUUCAAUACAUGUAUUGGGAGGGCAGGCGUGAAUGUGCACACAUUUCAGCCCCUGACAUUUAUAAUUGUUAUUUCAAUCCACUUCCUGAACUAAAAAAUCUCUCAUCAACAUGUCUUAAUGUAAAAGUAAAUACAAUAUAAAAAAAGGGAAAAGGAUAUCAAAUGUUAGUCAGAUAUGCUUAUCUUUUUCUUCUAUUUUUCAACCCUUGACAAUGGAUUGAUGAAAAACACCCUGUUUUUUGGCAGUUAACUAAAACUAUGUCUUCAUCCUGUACUCCCCAUUCAGAGUCUGAAAUCAAUUAUUUUAUGUGUAAGUAUGAAUAUUUAAAUAUUUAAAUUUUUAAUGCUCAGAAUUAUUCCUCUCAUUGAAAGAAUUAUCAGUUCAUAAGAUACUAA